AUGUCGCAAGCACCCGCAUUUCAUUCGCCACCAUCAAGCCCCGAGUCGGACUAUGGUAUGCCACAAUCGCCCGGAACUCCCCUGACUCCUCCGCCACACAACUGGUAUAUUAUGCCACAAGCGCCCGCAAGUCCCACACCCCCAUACCGAUUCCCGUCAGCCGAGGUGCGGCGUUCAUUCGUAGAACAGCAUGCAGAGUUCAUCGUUAAGAUGAUGAAGUGCAGAAGCAUGGAGCUUUUUGACUGCAAAGACCCAAUCGUCCAAAUGGCGUCGGCAUACAUCUAUGGGAUACAGGAGGAAAACGCUAGUCGUAAGUGGAGCACUCGCACCCAUCCGCUCAAUUACAAAGUCAUAUCUAACAACUCCGUCAAUCAAACAGACUAUCUGUAUGCUCCCGAUAUUCAGCACCCUAUAACCUUUAGUGAAGCUUACUUCACGCUCUGGGCGCAUACACCAUGGGGCACAAGUCAGGUCAUGCCGUGGACGGCUUUUCGCCAGACAGUUUAUGGUGCUUUAGAAGCCCCACGCUUUCUUCGCGAGGUACUCACACGUGGAACUCCAUUAUAUUCGGAGUGGAAAACUGGUCAAGGCCUACGACUCACGGUCCCUCAGAGGAUAGCAGCGGCACUACUUCGAUCAAAAGGUCAAAUAAUGUGUGGUAAAUUGGCACACAUCCAUGUCAAGGACAUGUUCAUACUCGUCCACAGCCACUACCUCCCCUGGGUUACUCUCAACUCUGUCGCGAACUUCCUCUACUUGCACGAGGAAAAUUUCGACCAGGAUUUCCUGGCCACCGAGGUUCACCAUGAGUACACCUUUUUCACAUUGCCACCUGGGCAAGAGAACAAGAUUUUCAAGCCAUGCUCGGGCAUUGAUUCACGAUUGGUGACGAAUUUGCCUGCCGAGCUUAUGCUCAAGAUCCUCGAAAGUGUCUUCAAGAUCGAUGGUGACAUCCACGUCGUUUUUGAUGAAAACGAAGAUGAAUACGUUUUCCUCGUUGAGAAGGAGCGACGUCUGAAGAAGUACCCGUAUGGGCUUCAGGGAGUAGAACUCCCCUAUGGAAACUUUUGGAAGUUGCCGACUACAAGCCACUUCUUUGCCUUUGGCAUCGCUGGUAGAAAAAACUGCUUCAUGAUGAAGGAUGUGUUCUACAAGAAGAACACAUUCAUCGUACAUGAUGACCCCUUGAACAACUCUCUUCACUGGGCACAACAAAGGCAAAGGAGCGGCUUGUAG
Molecule: messenger RNA, 1236 nt
Organism: Alternaria atra
Lineage: Eukaryota; Fungi; Ascomycota; Dothideomycetes; Pleosporales; Pleosporaceae
Exons: 2
Coding region: 1-1236 (411 amino acids)
Source: RefSeq, a predicted model, not a curated record